This is a messenger RNA of Amblyraja radiata (thorny skate), 2086 nucleotides long. Its product is annotated as cyclin-dependent kinase inhibitor 1-like. Bases 645 to 1088 code for a protein of 147 amino acids. Lineage: Eukaryota; Metazoa; Chordata; Chondrichthyes; Rajiformes; Rajidae. The transcript is spliced from 3 exons. The record is from RefSeq and is a predicted model, not a curated record. Gene Ontology annotation, cellular component: cyclin-dependent protein kinase holoenzyme complex; nucleus. Gene Ontology annotation, biological process: signal transduction by p53 class mediator; DNA damage response; regulation of G1/S transition of mitotic cell cycle. Gene Ontology annotation, molecular function: cyclin-dependent protein serine/threonine kinase inhibitor activity.
UGGCUGUGAAAUGUUGUGGGACGUCCUGAGAUGGUUAAAGGGCUGUGACGGAGCAACAACGGGGAGACGGGGACUCCUCGCUUCCUGCCUUCUGUUCUACGACAGUGGUACAGAGAGACACUGGAAGGCGCCCAGAAUGUAUUGAGUGUUAUUUUAAAUGGAUGGUUUUCCAGCGAGGAUGUCACCCUCUUCUGGCUGCGGGUUGUCUGAGGAAUAUUCCGCUUUGGCCCUCCCCCUGCAGCCGGUCGGCGCCGGGCCGGGCGGGCGUGGUGUAUCUGUGGGCGGGCCCGCGGCUGUGAUCCUCGGCAUCAUGCUAUGUUGCACUAGAGAGCAAGGAUCCUAUAGCAGAGCUCCGCAAUAGGAUCUUUGCUAGAGAGGCGGUGCUUUUGACAGCUUCCUAGUGCUGCAGUCGGGAUAACACCGGUUCGGGCACAUCUCCCAGCUCGGGUCUUGGACCAGUCUCUCCCAGGACAUCCCCCGGUUCCGACAGACCUUUCCCGGUUAGGGGCAGAUCUCUCCCGGGCCAUCUCGCUGUUUGGGACAGACGGCUCCGGGGACAGACAGACAGACCGCUCCCGGGUGAUCUCUCGGUUCGGAACCGACCUCUCCUGGGACACCUGCCCGGGUUUUAUUUGGUGGCCAACAUGGGCGAGGCUUCAUUGUCGGCUUGUGAGCAGUGGCGAGCGCAGGUCGGCAAAUGCAGGCCGGUUUGCCGGCGCCUCUUCGGCCAGGUGGACGGGCGGCAGGUGCGGGCCGUGUUCAGGGCCGAGCUCCGGAGCGGCCGGGAGGCGGCAUCCCGGCGGUGGGGCUUCGACUUCGAAGCGGAGCUGCCCUUGAAGGGGGAUCUCCAUUGGGAAGCCGUGCCGAGCCAGGACGUCCCGUUCUUCUACCGUCCUGUGCGGGGAUCCCAGCAGAGGCCGUUACUGGAGCCGCCGCCGGGGCCGGGGGAGGCAGCCGGGGAGAGGUCCCCAUCGCCUGAGCAGAAACCAAACUCACCGCUCAAUCGCAAGAGGAAGCAAGCUCUCAUCACAGAUUUCUACGCUCUGAAGAGGAGGCUUGGUCCCUUGGGUCUUGAGUCCAAACCUUGAGGCCAACAGGAAGUGGGGGCAGGGUGGAUUGUGACCUUCCAUCCCCUUCACACCCUUGGGCUUUGUAACAAGAUGGCUGCCCAGCAAGACAAUAUCUGUUUGCCUGUCCCUAUGCACAUGUCUGACGGAAUCCCUGACUCACAAACUGAAGCACUACGGCCGUUCCCCGACCUCCUGAUCCCAGGAACGGCAGACGUGGACCCUCGGAGCAAGACUCGGUUAUGGACAUGGGCUCGCUACGAGAGGCGAGCUGUUCCCAGGAGCCGCCAGGGUCUGUUCAGGGAUUAGCUGUUGCACUUGUACCCCUCCCAACCUGCUUUACCCUUCCCGGGUGUACAUAGGUGUACACACUGCACUUCCACACCGUGCAAAACUAGAGGCAUAAUGUGUGAAUGGAAAAUGCCUGGGUGGGAGAGAAUGAUGAAGGAGCGAAUGUGAGUGAGAGAGUGAGGGAAAGGGAUUUAGCAAAGAUGAAACGCAAGUGUAGAUCAAUGUUUGGGAAAUGCUAUAAUUCAGGAUCAUCCAUUUGAACGCUUUGAUGAGCUGAGAGAACCAGACAACUUUGUGGGUUGUACCUGAUUAACUCCAUUGCACUUUUUCAUGGAGGUGAUUGGGGACAUGUAUAGGGGGGAAUGUCCACGGACGAUAAUUCUGUCUAAUCCAUAGGCUACUGUUCCUCAUGAGAGGCUAUAUAUGCCAUGAGGAUGGUGAGAUUGAAGGCAAGUUAUUGAGCUCCGUCCGUGGAGAACAGGGAUAAAGAGCAGAUCGGGAAUCAUUGACGAAUGUUGUAAGCUGUGGGAUAAACAGCCACGCGUCCACAUCAACCAGUGAUCAAUGGUGCAGAUGCAUUCUCCAAAUUACAGAGAGAUAUCAAAACAGCGGGAGAAACUCAGCGGGUCAGGCAGCAUCUGGAGAAAAUAACGGGUGAUGUUUCAGGUUAUAUCCCUUCUUCUGACCCAGGGUGACACAGUGGCGCACUGGUAGAGCAGCUGCCUCAC